Molecule: messenger RNA, 1173 nt
Organism: Lycium ferocissimum
Lineage: Eukaryota; Viridiplantae; Streptophyta; Magnoliopsida; Solanales; Solanaceae
Product: senescence-specific cysteine protease SAG39-like
Exons: 2
Coding region: 151-1173 (340 amino acids)
Cellular component (GO): lysosome
Molecular function (GO): cysteine-type endopeptidase activity
Source: RefSeq, a predicted model, not a curated record
CCAAGGAAUUCAAUUGAAAAUUGUUACAAUAGAUAACAGCAGAAUAAGACUGAGUACUAUAAAUUCAUUGCUCCCUCUAAGUUAUAUUUCAUCCACAACAUUAAAAUACAAACAUAUUAAAAUCAAUAGAAAGAUACCAGGUAGUGAAAAAUGGCAUUGACAUUCAAUUGGAAGCUUGCUUUUGCAGCUCUACUAGUAUUGUCAAUGUGUGCUUCUCAUGCCACAUCUCGAGACUUGUACGAGGCCUCAAUGGUCCAGAAGCACGAGCAAUGGAUGGGUCACAUUGGACGGGUGUACAAAGAUGAUACAGAGAAGGCAAAAAGAUUCAAAAUAUUCAAGGACAAUGUUGAGUACAUUGAAUUUGUUAACAAGGCUGGAACUCGACCUUACAAAUUAGGCAUUAACGAAUUUGCUGAUUUGACAAAUGAAGAAUUCAUAGCCGGUCGCAAUGGGUACAAAAUAUCUUCACAUAAAAAAUGGCCAAAAAUCACAUCAUUCAAGUACGAAAAUGUGACUGCUCCAGCUACCAUGGAUUGGAGAACGAAGGGCGCUGUUACUGGAAUUAAGGACCAAGGGCAAUGUGGAUGUUGCUGGGCGUUCUCCGCUGUUGCUGCUACAGAAGGAAUCAACAAAAUCAGAACUGGUAAGUUGAUCUCUUUAUCAGAGCAAGAACUGGUGGACUGUGACACAAGUUCGGAUAUGGGAUGUGAAGGAGGUCUUAUGGAUGAUGCUUUUAAAUUCAUCAUCAAGAACCACGGGCUCACUACUGAAUCCAAUUACCCGUAUGAGGGAACUGACAGUACUUGCAAAACAAGCAAAGAGUCCAAUCAUGCAGCGAAGAUCACAGGUUAUGAAGACAUUCCGGCUAACAGUGAAUCAGCUUUGCUAAAAGCAGUUGCAAAUCAACCUACAUCCGUGGCAAUUGAUGCUAGUGGCUCAGAUUUUCAAUUCUACUCGAACGGUGUUUUCACUGGAGAAUGUGGAACUGAGUUGGAUCAUGGUGUUACUGCAAUUGGUUAUGGGGAAACUAGUGAUGGCAGUAAAUAUUGGUUAGUGAAGAAUUCAUGGGGAACAAGUUGGGGUGAGAACGGAUACAUAAGAAUGAAACGAGAUGUUGAUGCAGAGGAAGGACUUUGUGGAAUUGCAAUGCAAGCUUCUUAUCCAUCUGCUUAA